CUAAAGUGAUCCAUUCUCACACCGACAAGUCACCACCCGGCAGCGCCCACCCCCAAUCCAGUCCAUCCAUAUUAUCCAUCCAUCCAUCGUCGCUCGUCGUUUUUUCUGCACCACCACUCCAAGGACCGCCCCACGAUCCAAACCCUUUACUCUAUCCCUAGAAACACAGGCCUCGACGCCGUAAACCGCAAACAUGGGUCUCGCCUUUUCGAAGCUUUUCGACCGACUGUGGGGGAAGAAGGAGAUGCGAAUUCUGAUGGUUGGUCUUGAUGCCGCCGGUAAAACCACCAUUCUCUACAAGCUCAAGCUUGGUGAGAUCGUCACCACCAUUCCCACCAUCGGCUUCAACGUCGAGACCGUCGAGUACAAGAACAUUCAAUUCACCGUGUGGGAUGUCGGUGGUCAGGACAAGAUCCGUCCUCUGUGGAGGCACUACUUCCAGAACACUCAGGGUAUCAUCUUCGUCGUCGACUCCAACGAUCGCGACCGUAUUGUUGAGGCCCGAGAGGAGCUCCAGCGCAUGCUCAACGAGGAUGAGCUCCGCGAUGCCAUUCUCCUUGUCUUCGCCAACAAGCAGGAUCUUCCCAACGCCAUGAACGCCGCCGAGAUCACAGACAAGCUUGGCCUCCACAGCCUGCGACAACGCGCCUGGUACAUCCAGUCCACUUGUGCUACCUCAGGUGACGGUCUCUAUGAGGGUCUCGAGUGGCUCGCCAACACCCUCCGAAAGGCGGGUCACCAGUAGAAAGAUUGACGAGAAGCAUCUCUUAAAGAAACCCGCCUUUUUCUCUUGCUCUGCCACAUACUCUCAAAUGGCUCUUUGUGUCGACUCGAGGUUUCGGUUGUAAUUUGCAAAGUUAUCGGUCAACCAAUCGAAAAUGAAUCCUUGAACCAAAGUCGCAUCUAUUCACGUUUUCUGUUAAAGCAACCUGUUUCUACGCUUCCUCCGUCUCUCAAUGGUGCUUCACUGUGAGCCUCUCGGUUAACGUUUGUUUGCCAUCUGCCAGCGUCAGCUCGCCUCCCGAGGACCACAGAACGUGCUUUCUUUUUUUUCUUCCUGGAGGAAAAGUCGGGUGAUGAUGGGAGGCGUCUUAUGGGGAACCCCGGGGUAUAUGUACAGUCGUCAAAUCGGGUGUCGUGUUUGUUCUUUGAAAAAAUGCAUUAUUUGCAGAUUUUAUACGAAUACUCUCGCAAACCGUGGCGCACUGGUACAUCUAUCAUUUGCUGUUUUUUUCCAUUUCCUUUCCAUAUCGCUUUGGGGAACAUGACCAUGAUGAUCAACUCGAGUAACGAGGAGUAGAAACGAGGCAUGAAUUCGGGGCCACUAUGAGAUUAAGUCGUUGUAGAGAUUCUAACUGUUUUAUUCCAUCUUUAUACAUAUACU
Molecule: messenger RNA, 1384 nt
Organism: Fusarium graminearum PH-1
Lineage: Eukaryota; Fungi; Ascomycota; Sordariomycetes; Hypocreales; Nectriaceae
Exons: 5
Coding region: 194-745 (183 amino acids)
Biological process (GO): vesicle-mediated transport; intracellular protein transport
Cellular component (GO): plasma membrane; cytoplasm
Molecular function (GO): GTPase activity; GTP binding
Source: RefSeq, a predicted model, not a curated record